Messenger RNA from Saccostrea echinata, 1859 nucleotides. RefSeq names its product cyclin-G1-like. Gene Ontology annotation, cellular component: cytoplasm; cyclin-dependent protein kinase holoenzyme complex; nucleus. The record is from RefSeq and is a predicted model, not a curated record. Gene Ontology annotation, molecular function: cyclin-dependent protein serine/threonine kinase regulator activity. The coding region runs from base 185 to 1276 and encodes 363 amino acids. The transcript has 9 exons. Gene Ontology annotation, biological process: mitotic cell cycle phase transition; regulation of cyclin-dependent protein serine/threonine kinase activity. NCBI's taxonomy places the organism in Eukaryota, Metazoa, Mollusca, Bivalvia, Ostreida, Ostreidae.
CGCGGAGGGAGAACUACACCCUUGGAAGCGAACAAAAGUUGUUUUCACCGUCGAGGUCAGAGCUGUCAAAAAAGGAAAAUAUGAGCUGCCGUCUGCAAGUGGCGUAAUGACAACAGGAGCAGAUGUACGAAUAUCAUCUUGAAGACGUAGGCAGAAACAAGGCUUUACACCUUUGAGAUUAAAAAUGGUUCAAGAAACAGAAAAUAAUAGUCGCCAGGCUAUUAAUUUGCUGUUUUGCGAGAAAAUGGGAAAGAGUCGGAAAAGUCAGCUAGAAGCUUUGAACCAUGUCCCGUGCAAAGAUUCAAAAGAAAAGACACAGUUCGACCUAUCGAAUGAACAUUUGGUUGAAAAAUUAAGAGAAAUCUUGAAGCAGUUGAUAGCACCAAAAGUGGACAAUUCUAUAAGUGCUCAGAGGGAUAAAGCCAUCUCUACUAUUCGCUGCCUAACACAUUUUUAUAACUGUAAUCCUUCAACUUACGCCACUGCAGUUAGCUGUAUGGACAGAUUUCUAGCAAAAGUCAAGGUCCAAUCAAAGUACUAUUCUUGCCUUGCAACAGCCUGUUUUUAUCUAUCCAGCAAAUUUCAUGAGGAAAAUGAGGAUGUUCCAUCAGCAACAGAGUUAUCUAGCUUGAUGCAGCAUGCCUGGAAAUCCUCCGAUUUGAAGAGAAUGGAGACGGUUGUCAUGCAGAAGCUUGAUUGGAAACUGUGGGUUGAGACUUGCCCCUCUCUACUUAAGACUUUAUGUGAUAUUAUUUGUACAACAACUAAGGUGCUAGACCACCAAUUUCUUUCUCGACUUGUCCAGAAGUUUGAGAUUUGCAUCAACUACAGCUCAUGUGCAAUAUACUCUACUGCCUGUUUGGCCCUCAGUUUACUUCAACAUGGUCUGCAGGAGAAAGGAUUACUGAAUAAUGCAAUGAAUCAGAGUUUAUUUAAUCUUCAUAACAUAUGCCAGAUUUCUGAUGCUGAAUUUUAUGAAUGCCAUCAUGCAGUGUCACAGGUGCUUGAUAACUAUAGAAAUAGUCCCAAGAGUCACCCAUCCUGUCUCCCAAUGCCUAAACCUUUCCUUCGACCCAAUCUUGUGUCCCGUCCUAGUCUUUAUGGAGACUCUGAAUUACCUGCCAUUGAAGAAGACCCCUCUGUGGAUCUUUUAGUCAGCAAGACUGAAAGUGAAUAUGAAGAGAUAAGCGUCAGCAGUCAAAAGUUUGUGUUUGGAGGCCACAGUUGGAGUACCUGUAUUUUACCUCAGAAAUGUGCCACAUGCAGCCUGGAAUAAAUGUGCAAUAUUCAAAAUAUUAACAGCUUUAUUAGCUCAGAUUGAGCCUAGGAGUUAGGAGAUGUUUUAUUAUAUUAGUAAAAUUUAAAUUAUCUAUUUUUACAUAUACGAAUUUUUUUUUCUGCAUGAAUGGAAAAAAGAACAAAUGUUUGCAGAAACAAAAAGUACUUUAGAUUCAUUAUUUUGUUAUUUGUUUUAAUCUGUGUGACUGUUAUUUAAAUGUAAAUUAAUUUUAAGUUUUGUAUGAUUGGAUAAAGGGUCAAACACUAGAGAACUGGCAUGGUUAGAUCAAAAGUAUAUUGUUUGUUGUUUUUUUUAUUUAAUUUGUAUUUUUAAAAUUCCUGUGUGUGUCUGUGUACAGUUGGAAGUUAAAAAGUGUAUAAUUCAAAUCAAAUAUACAAUCUUGAAAUCCACUGGUGACCUGCCAAAGUAACAUUUAUUUUAUCUAUGUUUUAAUUUGUAUUUGUGUUUUAGUGGGUAUAUUAAAGUAUUAAAUGUAUAAGUAUGUAUAUGAAAAGAAAUUUAUAGUAUACCGGUACAUGUUUAUUUCCUAGAAUUGGUGCAAAUAAAUUAUUUUUUUAAA